Liolophura sinensis is the source of this 1638-nucleotide messenger RNA. RefSeq lists its product as uncharacterized. The record is from RefSeq and is a predicted model, not a curated record. NCBI's taxonomy places the organism in Eukaryota, Metazoa, Mollusca, Polyplacophora, Chitonida, Chitonidae. The transcript is spliced from 3 exons. Bases 151 to 930 code for a protein of 259 amino acids.
UAACUGAUUAUUUUCAACGGGAGGAAAAAGCCAUGGCAACGGGCAGCGGAAGAGCGGCACUUCUCAGACAAACUUUCAGUGCUCUGAAUUUCAAAGGGACAUUGUCCAAGUCUAAGGACGAAGCUAUAGUUAUCCACCCAGGCUUAUCCUAUGGAGAUUUCCACGGAAUGUGUUUCAGGGACGCCAGCGAUCUGGAAGUUGAUGAAACUAAUGGAAGGAUCCAGGUUUUUCGCACACCACGCCAUGUCGUCGCCAGGGGAAGAUAACUUUGCGGAGUACGACGUGUUGACCAAGGACAGGAUGACUUUCAUGGGGUCCACAGAGUUCUUGAUUAACAAAGCCAUGUAUGACAGGUACAUGUCGAAAAGCCCACUAGAUGUGAAACUCAGACUUCACCAUGUCGGAAAAUCCUCGCUUAGUACACAGGCCAAAGUAUUUGUUCACCAGUCGGACACCGUACUUCUAUCGAACAUUAACCAAGUUGUCAGUAUUGAUCCAUCGUCUAGGAAACCAAUGCCAUUGCCCGACUGGUGGAAAACCAAAUACGCCGGUAUGGUGUCUGGUGGAGCGCCGAUGGUUAUCCAAUCAGAAUCCAGACCAGAUGGCGCCACUGUAUACGAUGUUCCUGUUAGUUGGAGUGAUACUGAUUUCUACGAACACACAAACUGGACCUCCUACGUAAAAUAUUGCAUAGAUGCUGCCAAUGUUUGCGGCAUAAGAGGCCAACUUCAACAAAUUUCCAAGGAAACCGUAAAAGAAAGCCAAGUGAAAACUCUACGCGUUCGCUACAGUGGGGAAAGUCUUCUAGGCGAUGUUCUGAAGAUUUAUUCUUGGGAGACUCCGGAAUUGCCAAAUAUCAUCAAGUUUCAAGUUUGUAAAGAAACUAAUCCUAUAUGUUUUGUAUUUAUAGAAUAUUUUGAACAUUCGUAAUAAAUCCAAAUAAAUCCUGUGUGAAGGAAACUGAUUCUGUAGGAAAUACGCUUAAAAGCAAGUAUAGUCGUCUGUGUUCAGAUUGCCACCAAGUUGUACAUGUUCUUUUGUAAAGUCUUAUUUCAACGCAGUUUUAAGCAUUUUUUCCAUACUAAAUAUGUGCAGUGCAUAGGGGAAAUAUUUACCCCGAACUCAAUAUUUCGCUUAUACCACGACGGCCGGCAUUAUGGUGAUAAGAAAUCGGGCAAAAUCCGCAGUUUGCUGGCAUAAACUGGACUUCAGCUCAUAGCGAUCCCUGUUGGCUUUGAUUAAUUGAUUGGUUGAUUUUAUUAGCGAUGCGAUAAUAAUUAUAUACACUGGAUUUUAAGACAUCAACAAGGUACAGACACAAUGUGAUAACAAUAAAGUCUAGAUAGAUACAAUACAUGGUGAGAAUAAAGCUCAGCUUGAGCUUGUUCUAAGUAAUAACAGCAUUGGAGGGGUGAGACUGACAUUUUAGAUUGUGUCUAAAUUAUUUCUUUUCUUUCUUAAUAUAUUUAUGAAUUUAUUUUACCUGAACUAUGCCCUAAUUAGGAAAUGUUAAAGUGAAGAUUGCAGCUUAGAAAGUAGAAAAAAUUGUAAUAAAAAUCAAAAGUGCGAUUUAGAAGAAACUGAUCUUAGUGUUAAUGGAAGCUUAUUCCAUUCUAUGGGACCGGAAGUUCUGAAUAA